AUUGCUUUUCUGUGUGCAUAUUUAUAGGCCAAACUGAAGCCUCUGCUCUCAAGGGCCAGACUAAUCAUUACCAGGAAAGUAGAAUGGGCAAGUAUCAUGUUUGCAUACGCGCAGGAGACUAGAUACAUCAUAAAGGAUCCACGCACUCCUCGGAGAAAAACUCCUGUGGGUUUAAUUCGAGAGAAAAGCAACGUCAUCCUUAGGCAGCUACUUUGGACAAGGCGACCAUUCGUUGCAGAAUUUACUGAUGCCAAGGGUAAUGAGAUAUUCACGGUUCGCCGGCCUUUUAGGUGGAUCAACAGCUCCAUUUAUGCAGAAGUGGAUGGCAAGGAGGUAGGUGUAGUCCACAGUCGUUGGCAUCUUUGGCGUAGAAAUUAUGACUUGUACUUAGGGAAUAGGCAGUUUGCUGUGGUGGAGAAUCCUGGAUUUUGGAGCUGGUCCUUUACCCUGCUUGAUGAGGAUGAUAAUUUAGUAGCCAUAAUUGACCGCAAGGUUAGGGGAGUUGGUUGGGAGUGCAUGCAGCACUUCACGAAUGCUUCCCAGUAUGAAGUUCGGUUUGGUGAUGCUGGAAAAGGCACCGAUAAAGUUUUUUGUUUCGCUAAAGAUAUCCAGAACGACCUUCGCGUGUUUCUCCCGCUGGAUUUACCCGAGAGGGCUGUGGCUCUUGCUCUUGCAGUGUCUCUGGACCAUGACUGCUUCUCCAGGAGACGAUUGGGCUGGGUUCUUCGCCUUUUAGGAGCAUGAGGGAAUUGCAGAAAACACCCACUGUCGGGGCAGAGAGGCGAUCAUCGGAUCCCAAGAUUCAGGGAACUGCCUUCUGGGUGGAACAAUGUUUUUCCAGUUAGUGUUUCCCUGCAUCUGUUGCCCUUUCAAUCAUUCUUUUUGUACAUGGCAGACGUAGAAUUGCGCCCUGCUGAUGCUUCUGGAACUGAUCUCAACGGUAUUGUGAAUGUUCUUGCUAAAGAAAAACAUGCGUGAUUAGUCGG
Molecule: messenger RNA, 986 nt
Organism: Triticum aestivum (bread wheat)
Lineage: Eukaryota; Viridiplantae; Streptophyta; Magnoliopsida; Poales; Poaceae
Product: phospholipid scramblase family protein C343.06c
Exons: 10
Coding region: 97-744 (215 amino acids)
Biological process (GO): plasma membrane phospholipid scrambling
Cellular component (GO): plasma membrane
Molecular function (GO): phospholipid scramblase activity
Source: RefSeq, a predicted model, not a curated record